UUUACUCAAUUUGUCUUUACGAAAAUUGGUAAAACAUUAAUAUAAUCAUAUGAAUUUGAUUAUGGAAUGUAACUUAUAUAUAUUUCUAUUUUACAAUACUUAGUAAUAAAUAUUUCUUGCAAAGUUAUAUAAACCUAUGUUAACCAUGGCUACACCCGGAAAAAUGAAGAAAAAGAAAAAACAGGUUGAAUUUACGGCGGAUAAUAUUGACAAUACAGCUCCUGUGAAGAAAAUUCUUGAAGAUUUGCGCAAUAAAAAUGUUCAGGCAUAUAACUUUUUUAAUUACAAUAUAAGGCAAAGGCUUUCAACAAAGAAAACAUUGCCAAACUUUCAUUUCAUUGUUCCUGGCCAUCCAUUAAAUGCAUUCAGUGAUGAUUGGGAUGGGCAGCUGUUCACAAAUUAUUUUGAACAAUUUCCAUACAAGAGUUCAAAUCCUAAAAUUAUCACCAUGUUGAAACAUUCAAAUAAAACUGAUCCCGUCACAGAGUUGAUAAAAGCUAAAAAUGAUUGGCAACGGCAAUGGAGAUAUUUAAAAUAUUCAGCAACAUUAAACAACAUGUUAUCAAAGUAUGAGACAUUAAAUGAUGAUGUUGUACAUUGUCCAAAACACUUGAUUGACAUGGCAAAGCAUUGGGACAGUGAUCCGGACCCACAUUUUGAUAGUUCAUACAACUGGUACUAUGCAGGACAUGGCAACUUACAACUCAUAAGUAUACAAUGGAAUGAUUACUUGCUUCAUAGUGAGUUUAGUAAAUUAUCGUUAUCAGAGUAUAAUAAAAAUGAUAGAUCAAUCAGCAAAAGCCCCGUAGCUACUUUUGAUUGUGGUGACGGUAUUAAUAUUCUAGAAACAAUAUGCUCUUCACAGAAUUUGGUUGCUUUGCGGACUAAAUAUAAAGUAUUCAUAUUAAGAAUUGUCACCGAUACUGAUGAAAUUAAAUUUGAAGAAAUCAAAAGAGCGCAAUCAGAAAUACAAUACACGGGCAUAUCUUUUGAUGGUUACCAUAAAAACAUUCUAUAUGUAACCACUUUGGACAACAAACUUACAAUUGUGAAUUUAGACAGAAUGAAAGGAAGAAGUGUGAAAUUAAAAUCUAAUGUAUCUCCGAAAAAUAAUUGGAAUACUGUGCUCAGUUCCGAGAGAGGAUUCUACACUCAUGUAUCAACAAAAUAUGUUACUGUUUAUGAUAAACGAGCUAAUGGCAUUGUCCAUCAAUGGGGAGACCUUAGAGAUGUGACGGAUGAACUAUUAUGCAACGAUGUAACAUCUGCCUUACCCACCGAGACACCUUAUUUUUACAUUGGUACAAACCAUCACCUAUUUGUAAUGGACAUGAGGUAUUCCCAUACACAAAAUAAAAAAGCCAGACCCAUAAAUAGAUGGACCCAUGGCAUGCAAUGUCCUCCAACAUAUUUAUCUAAAUGCAUAUUUGGAUACAAUAAAGAUUUGCUUUGUCUAAGCAGUCAAUGGUGUGAAGAUAUGUGUGUUGUACCGAAUGAUUACGAUGGUAUCGCCAAAGAAUCUGACAUAAUAAAUGUUACUAUACCAUUCCGACCUCCCAGUAUAAUAAAUACCUUAAAAAAGGCCCGCCAGAAGUUAUUAUGUCAUGAUUUAUAUAAUCCUAUAGACGCGAGACUUCACACAGCUAUUACUGGAGGUUUGAUUACAGAAUUUGAUGAAAAAUUUGAUGUGUUAAUGCAAAAUUCUUUAGGUGAUAUUUCUUGCCAUACAAUCUUCCCGAAUCAUUUUGAUAUAUUUAUGGAAGAUGAUAAUUGUGAAAGUCUUAAUGAAUGGAGUAAAUCUUAUAAAUUGGAUAAGAAAGAUUUUGUAGUGACAUCUAUAGUAGAUAUUUCAGAUGUCUGGAAGAGUUUAAAGAAAGUUCCUGAUGGAUAUAAGAUUUUAGAUAACAGACGAGAAAAGUCUAAAUGUAACGAAGAAGAGAUUUUUGAAACCUUCGAAAACGAAGAUCUUGAUGAAGGUCUUUUGGAAUUGUGGACAAAUAAACUGGAAGAAACAGUUGAUCAAUCUUCGUUCGCUCUUAAUUUACAUUUUUCUGACAGUGAUGAGGAUGGUAAAUGAUGGGUUUGAAGAGUUUAAAUGGUGCGAAAUAUUACAGAAUUAUAACAAAAUCUACUAGUCUUCUAGUUAUUUAAAAAAAAAA
Molecule: messenger RNA, 2159 nt
Organism: Papilio machaon (common yellow swallowtail)
Lineage: Eukaryota; Metazoa; Arthropoda; Insecta; Lepidoptera; Papilionidae
Gene: TAF1C-like
Exons: 4
Coding region: 137-2077 (646 amino acids)
Source: RefSeq, a predicted model, not a curated record